Molecule: messenger RNA, 1335 nt
Organism: Oncorhynchus tshawytscha (Chinook salmon)
Lineage: Eukaryota; Metazoa; Chordata; Actinopteri; Salmoniformes; Salmonidae
Product: apolipoprotein Eb
Exons: 6
Coding region: 69-881 (270 amino acids)
Biological process (GO): lipid transport; lipoprotein catabolic process; regulation of amyloid-beta clearance
Cellular component (GO): extracellular region; intermediate-density lipoprotein particle
Molecular function (GO): lipid binding
Source: RefSeq, a predicted model, not a curated record
UCUGUCAGUGUUGACUUACCGUAACAUCACGACAGAGGAUCUCUAAGGUGUAUUGUCAGCAGGUCACCAUGAAGGUUGUCGCAGUAAUCCUGGCUCUAGCAGUCCUCUCAGGCUGCCAUGCAUGGGUGCUACCCAUGCAGGAUGAGCCACAAACUCCCUGGGAAAAGACAAUUGACCAGUUUAAGGACUACAUGACAGAUCUGAACACUAACGCUGAUGAGAAGGUGAAGAACAUCAGGGCCUCCCAUCUCAGCAGAGAACUGGAUACCCUGAUCACAGACACCAUCUCUGAGCUGAAUAUGUACAGUGAUGAUAUGAAGACCAAACUGGGACCUCUCGCUAAGGACGCCGCUGAACGUCUGGGCAAGGAAGUGCAGCUCCUUGUUAACAAGUUGCAGGCUCACAUGACUGAAGCUAAAGACCGUACCACAGUGUACACCCUGGAACUCCAGACCAUGUUGGAGCAGAAUGCCAAUGACGUCAGUCACAGGGUCAACACCUAUAGCCGCAAGCUGAACAAGCGCCUGAGCAAAGACACCCAGGAGAUUUGCAGCAAAGUGACCACCUAUUUCGAGGAGUUGCAGUCUCGAACCACCUCUGGCGUGGAAUCCAUGAUGGAUCGCGUUGAGCCUUACUAUGUCCAGAUCCGUGAGCGCGCUGAGGAUAAGAUGGCUACCCUCAGCAAGCUGCUGGCGACCCAGGCUGAAAAGGUGAAGGACAAGCUUGAGUCCCGGGCUGAGGAGGUCCGCAAGCAGCUGGAGAAGACCACCGAGAACCUCCGCAGCAGCCUCGAGGACAAGACGGAGGAACUGCGCACCUGGUUCAACCCUUACGGCCUCAUAAUCCGUGAUAAGGCUAAGGCCAUCAUGGAGACCAUGUAAAUCAACAUACCACCAUACAGGCUUAGGGUUGCGGUCUAGUUCACACACUAUGUCAAAUAUUUCACCCAAGUUAAAAAAUAUUUUUAAAAAGGGAAGGGAAGUUGCCUUUCAGAAACCAUUUAAUUUGUCACUCCAUAAACAAGACAUAAUGCAUAUUUGGCUGAGCACAGAGCUUUUCAGACUUGUAACAGGUUUCCAAGAUCAACCAAACAAAUCUAUAAAUCCUCUCUCCUUCAUUGUCAUCCACCUCUACAAAAGGCACCUUUUCCAAGACCUAGCUGAUAAAGUUCACUGAGAUGCACACUCUAGCCAUUACUGCUUAACAUCAAAAUGUAUAUUAGCGGUACAGAACAGUUGUGGUAGGGGAAUUGUAUAAAGGGCUUUGUGAGUAAGUAAUAAUAAAAAAACAUACAUUGGUGAAAGUCUGUCAAUCCAAUAAAAACAUCUAUACUAA